AUGGAUAUUUUUAACAUCAUCAAUUCGCAACAAAGUUCAGCUGACGACAGGCAGCCUGAAGCUCACAUUAUUGUCCCAUCGGAAGGGAUUUGUGUCAAACUGAAAACGACCAAACAAGAGAAGGUUUUCGUAAACAUAUGUCAUUCAGAAAAGGUACCAGUUCCCCGAGAUAUCACGGAUGACGAACUGCGAUCUCUUCUUGAGGAUGUAGAGAAUUCACCCCCUUUCAAGAUUCCCAUGAGUAUUGGUGAACCUCAUGCCGAGCUGGAUGCUGCCGGAAAUGGUUGCACUGCAUAUGAUGUCAUUGUUCACCCGAAUUUGCUCAAGAAGGUUCAGUCUUCGGAGUUGUUCGAAGCAUUUUUGAUGACUGUGAUUUUCGAAGGGUUGGAGAACAAAUACAACCUUCAGUUAGAACGGACGUGGGUUGUGCUAAAAAAUAAGCGUGCAAUGGGGAGACUUCAAGAACAAUAUGUACGAGCUGCUCCUCGCCCUGCUAUUGUAGAGAUGGGAGAUACUUCUAGGUCGAACGUCAACCAGAGACUGAUCCAGGAAGUUACGGAGCCCCAAGUAUAUCGAGAUAAGCAAGUGGGCGAUGUUCCUCCGUACGAGUUGCUUGCCGUCCCCGAAGAAGGCAAUCCGGAGUACUUAGUCGCCCGAAUCACGCUGCCUAAGCUGCGAUCUAGCCGUGGUUUACUUCUGGACGUUGCGUCAGACAUGCUCUGCCUCUCCACUCGCAGCCAGGUGUAUGCAAUGGAAGUGGUCCUUUCUCCACACGUCGAUGAAGAAUCCACUGUCGCUGAAUUCAAUCGAGAUACGAAGAUUCUCACAGUAACGAUGCCCGUGCGAACAGCUGAGGUCUGUUGAGCCACAAGAACCAGUUGUCUGCGUGGAUGACCGACCACUCCUUUCACGAAGAGCGCGUGAAACAUAAGGUGCUAAUCGCAGAAUUCCGUUUCUAUGCCCAUACAUGAACGCAAGAAAAAACUUACCGAAUCUGUUGUCGGAUAUUGUUCUGAAGCUGGGUCUAAUGAAGUUUAAA
Molecule: messenger RNA, 1039 nt
Organism: Opisthorchis viverrini
Lineage: Eukaryota; Metazoa; Platyhelminthes; Trematoda; Opisthorchiida; Opisthorchiidae
Exons: 9
Coding region: 1-864 (287 amino acids)
Biological process (GO): box C/D snoRNP assembly; rRNA processing
Cellular component (GO): cytoplasm; R2TP complex; ribonucleoprotein complex
Source: RefSeq, a predicted model, not a curated record